Aspergillus brunneoviolaceus CBS 621.78 is the source of this 3693-nucleotide messenger RNA. Its product is annotated as putative cellular morphogenesis protein (Rax2). The coding region runs from base 1 to 3693 and encodes 1230 amino acids. Gene Ontology annotation, cellular component: plasma membrane of growing cell tip. The transcript has 2 exons. Gene Ontology annotation, biological process: positive regulation of establishment of bipolar cell polarity regulating cell shape. The record is from RefSeq and is a predicted model, not a curated record. NCBI's taxonomy places the organism in Eukaryota, Fungi, Ascomycota, Eurotiomycetes, Eurotiales, Aspergillaceae.
AUGAGGGGAUCCUCACUGUUUGGGCCUGCGACGGCUGGCUUCGCAGCAGGCCUCCGCCUUUCGCCAUUACUCCUUUCUAAACUCGCGUCGGCCUUGACUUUCCAGUCCGUUUCUGAACCGGAGUUGGAUCUUUCGCCAUUGGGUCAUAUUGCGCUUACUGGAGACUUCGAUGCACUGACAUAUUACCAAUAUACCGCGCAGACUAACACAUCGACCGGAGACAAUGACGCGCAAGCACUCUUGACCCCUCUUCCGAACGGAAUCCUUACGACUCUAUCGACCUCAAAUGCGGGCAUUCGCGCAAUGUGCCCAUUUACGCAGGAGGAUGGAACGUUCUCAGGCAUCUUUGUGGGAGGCAACUUCACCAGCCUCGGCGGGGUCAAAUCGGAGGGUGUCGCGCUAUAUCAUCCGUCUACGAAUCAAGUCACAUCGUUAUCAGGUCUUUCGGGAUCAGUCUCUGCCCUGCUGUGCGAUCAAGAAACCAAUAGCGUUUACGUCGGAGGAAACUUCACCUAUUACAACACCUCAAACGCCGUGGCCUGGGUUGGCACCUCUGGCUGGUCCAAUUUGACUUUUGGUGGAUUCAAUGGCCCGGUUUCGUCGAUCUUGAAGGAUAGCGAUGGUAAUAUUGUCUUUGGUGGCUUCUUUGAUGGCAUCGGCAACUCUACGUCGAGCAAGAAGGGUGAACAGGUCAUCAAUCUUCAAAAUGCCACAAUCACUUCCGAUGCAAAUUCUACAACCAGUGGCUUUGUCGAUCCCCGCAAUAUCGUUUGUCAGUCGAGUGGUGAGGAUGGCGCAGGAAAGACAUGGUUACUGGAUGACUACUCACCUGGCUACUGGCGCGCCGAUAUGCAAUUUGAAUAUACGCCUACCAAGCUCAGACUGUACAACACACACUACGAGGGACGGGGCACAAAGACGUUCCUAUUCAGACGCCUGCCCGACAACGGAAUCAUGAACUUGACGUACACGGAUCCGGAUACGGGAAACGCUGCCUACUGCGACCAGAGUUGCUCGCUUUCCAGCAAUGCGACUGAGAAAUAUCGUGAAUUCACGUUUGUUAACCACGCCGCAAUGAGUGGUUUCGAGAUUGAGAUCCUGGAUUGGUAUGGCAAAGGCGCCGGCUUGAAUGGUAUCGAACUUCUCGAAGACAGUGAGUGCAGAUCUACCAAGGGAGCUAUGGAUAAUGUACUGACAGAGAAAGACAUCUUUGCUUACGCGAUUAACGCUUUCAACGAGCCAACGUGCGCGAACUCCAGCUAUCCAUCAAAGUCAACACGUACCGGGUCUUGGUCUGCGACAGCUUCGGGUCAAAGCUCUUCGGCGUACUUGACGGCCGAAGUUACGAAUUCGAACGCAACUGAAGCUUCGGUUGUCUUUGAGCCCGACGUCAAGCAUUCAGGCAAUUACUCGAUCAAAUUAUAUACGCCUGGGUGCGACCAGGACGAUACUUGCAGUUCUCGCGGUAUUGUCAAUGUGACGGUCACUGCCUCAAGCGAUUCUUCGGAACCCGUUCAAACUCUCAUCUAUCAGACGAAUGAAUACGAAAAAUACGAUACGAUUUACACUGGUCAUGUGGAUGCAAGCGAUAGCUCGUUUCGUCCGCGUGUGAAGCUCACCCCAGUAGCAAACCAAGGCGACAUCACUGUGGUGGCAUCUCGAGUUCAGUUUGUCGCAAUCUCCGUGUCGGGCAUUUCGGAUGACCAGCUGAACGGCUUGUACGAGUACGACCCGACCACAAAGAAGGGCACAAACGUUUCCGUGUCGGCCAUCGAUCAAGCAGGUCUUGCUCUGGACUCAGAAGCAUCAAUAACCAGUCUAGCUAGCCAUGGCAGUACUAUCUACGUCGGAGGCAACUUCUCGAGUUCCAGCAUCAACAAUAUCAUGUACAUCGAACAAGACGGAAAUGCCACGGCAAUGCCCAAAAGUGGUUUGAAUUCCGGAGUCAACGCCUUGACGACACUGGACGAUGUCCUCUAUGUCGGUGGUAACUUUACCGAUACAUCCGACGGUGGAAAUGAAGGCCUGAGCUAUGUGGCAGCGUACUCGUUUGGCACUAAAGCAUGGUCUGCUCUCGGAGGGGGCGUCAACGGUCGAGUGACCAGCGUCGUUGCUCUUUCGCUGAACAUUUCUGCGGACCUCAACGAAACUGUUGUAGGCGUCAGCGGCGAGUUCGAUCAGUUACUUAGCUUCGAACAAACGUCGUCCACAAAUGUGUCUGGCUUUGCCGUCUGGGUGCCGUCGCGCAAGAAUUGGUUAUCAAACUUGAAUGUCAGUCAGUUGGAGUUUGCUGGACAGCUGUGCGCUUACGCCAAGGUUGACAACACCACGAUUCUUGCGGGUAGCCUCUCUACUGGUGGCCUUGCUGCUGCUGGUGCUGCUGCCCUUCUCUAUGACGAUGAUCUUGGUCUUGAAGCACUGCUGACUGAUCGCAACACAACCGGCGAAACAUUCACUGGGAUCUUUGACACAAGCUCUAGUCGGAAUCGCACUAUCCUUGGAGGUCACUUCUCCACAAACGCUACUAAUGGAUCGGUGAUCGAGAACUUCGCCAUUAUCGACGGCCGCGAUGGCAGUAUCAGCGGGCUCGGAGCAGGUGUCGACAGCAACUCUACCUUCUUGACCUUUAUGAUUUCCGACGAAGUCCUCUACGCAGGAGGUAAUAUUACAGGGAAAGUGGGCAGUUCAACAUUGAAUGGGUUUGUCUUGUACAAUCUCAACAAUGACACGUUCGUCAAGAAUCAGCCACCACGACUCACGGGCCAUGGUGUGUCAGUCAACGCGAUUGCUGCGCGGCCGAGCGCGAAGGAAGUAUACUUCGGAGGACAGUUCCAGACUGCGGGAGCGCUUCCUUGUCCUGGUGUUUGUUUCUGGGACACCUCUGAUCAGCAAUGGAAUCGACCGGGUGCCAGCUUGGAUGGAACGGUUUUGGCCCUUGAAUGGCUUAGCAACAAGCAGCUACUGGCGGUCGGCAACUUGAGUGUCAACGGAAAUCAGACUGCGAUCGCAACCUAUAAACCCAAGGGUCAAACCUGGACUGCCUUUUCCGGCGCUUCUUCGUCGGAACUUCCAGGCACCGUCACAGCAUUCACUCCUGCCAACAGCGCGGUGUCCAAGUUCUGGCUCGGUGGCACCUACAACAACGGAUCUAGUUUCUUGGCCGCCUACGAUGGGUCCAGCUUCCAGUAUGUCCGCAACGCAUUCGACAAGGGGACUACCAUCCGUGGUCUUGAGAUUCUUCCGCUUUCGAAGAACCAUGAUGCUGUUAGCACUCUCAAUGAUGAUCAGACUCUCCUCGUCACCGGCCACCUGGUGAUCCCGGAUUUCGGCAAUGCCUCGGCUGCCUUGUUCAAUGGAACUACAACGAUGCCUUUCAUCCUGUCUACCAAGUCCAACGGCGAAGCAGGCAGCAUGUCCCAAGUGUUCUUUGAGAAUAAGAACCCGUACACCAGUGGAGGCAAACACCUCUCCAACGGCAUCGUUGUGCUCAUCUCCUUCUGUCUUGCACUCGGGUGCGUUUUUCUGAUUGUUAUUUGCGGAGUCAUCUUCAACAAGAUCCAGCGCCGUCGCCAGGGCUACAUGCGGGCUCCCCAGGCCGUGGGAACCGAUCGACCAUCCAACAUGCGGAGACUCCCUCCAGAGUAUCUUUUCAACUCGAUCAAGCAGCCCAACCCAGCCGCCCCAACAAUAUGA